UGUCACCGAUGACGGAGAGGAAGUUCCGGAGAGCCGCAGCGCGCAGACGCCACACGCCAGCCCCGCGCCAGCGCGCCGUAAGUGCGCAGGCGCGCGGGCCGCUGUCUUCAGCUCCUCUUCUCCCAGUGCCCAGACGUCAGCGGCCGUUGGGUCCUAUGUCGCGCCGGGCCCUCCGGAGGCUGAGGGGGGAACAGCGCGGCCAGGAGCCCCUCGGGCCGGACGCCCUGCAGUUUGUCCUCCGUGAUGACGAUGAUGCGGAAGAAGAAGGACCAAAGCGAGGGCCAGGUGGCCGGCGCCCCCGGGACGCAGGGAAGGAGGGCGUCCGUGUCAACAACCGGUUCGAGCUGAUAGACGUCGAGGACCUUGAGGAGGGACCUGUGGUGAACGGGGAGAGGCCCGACUGUCUGCUCGCAGACACAGUGGUGUCGGGGAGCAAGAGGAGGUCCCAGAGUGGAAGUGCUGCGACCAAGAAGGAUGGAGAGGUGGCUGGGGGGGCUGCUCCCCCAGAGCAGUCGAACGCAAGUGGCAAACUCCGGAAGAAGAAAAAGAAACAGAAAAACAAGAAAAAUACUGCAGAAGCUUCGGAAAAUGGGCUGGAGGACAUUGACCGCAUCUUGGAGAGGAUUGAGGACGGCAGUGGCUCACGCCCCCUGGGCCCGCCUCCCCUGAGCUCCAAGAAGCACGUCCUGUAUGUGGAGCACAGACACUUGAAUCCAGACACAGAACUGAAAAGGUAUUUUGGUGCUCGAGCUGUCCUGGGAGAACAAAGGCCACGGCAGAGACAGCGCGUGUACCCCAAGUGUACGUGGCUGACAACCCCUAAGAGCACCUGGCCCCGGUACACCAAGCCAGGUCUGUCCAUGCGGCUGCUGCAGUCCAGGAAGGGCCUGUCGUGCUUUGCGUUUGAACACAAUGAGGAGUACCAGCAGGCGCAGCUCAGGUUCCUCAGUGCCGUGGAGUCCAUGGAGCCCAACAACAUCGUGGUCCUGCUCCAGACCAGCCCCUACCAUGUCGACUCCCUGCUGCAGCUCAGUGACGCCUGCCGGUUCCAGGAGGACCAGGAGAUGGCACGCGACCUCGUAGAGAGAGCACUGUACAGCAUGGAGUGUGCCUUCCACCCCUUGUUCAGCCUCACCAGCGGGACCUGCCGGCUGGAUUACCGCCGACCUGAGAACAGGAGCUUCUACCUGGCCCUCUACAAGCAGAUGAGUUUCCUGGAGAAGCGGGGCUGCCCGCGCACGGCGCUGGAGUACUGCAAGCUCAUCCUGAGCCUUGAGCCGGACGAGGACCCACUGUGCGUGCUGCUGCUCAUCGACCACCUGGCCUUGCGGGCACGGGACUACGAGUACUUGAUCCGCCUCUUCCAGGAGUGGGAGGCUCAUCGGAACCUGUCCCAGCUCCCAAAUUUUGCCUUCUCUGUGCCCCUGGCGUAUUUCUUGCUGAGUCAGCAAGCAGACCUCCCAGAGCAGGAGCUCACCUGUGCGAGGGAAAAGGCCUCUCUGCUGCUCCGACAGGCUCUCACCAUGUUCCCCGGAGUGCUGAUGCCCUUGCUCGGGUACUGCAGCGUGCGUCCGGAUGCCACCGUCACCUGUCACCACUUCUUUGGACCUGAGGCCGAGAUAAGCCAGCCCCCCGCCCUGAGCCAGCUGGUGAGCCUGUACCUGGGGCGGUCACACUUCCUCUGGAAGGAGCCCGCCACCAUAAGCUGGCUGGAGGAGACCGUCCGUGAAGUCUUACAGGCAGUGGACGCCGGGGACCCCGCCGUGGAGGCAUGUGAGAGCAGGCGAAAGGUGCUCUACCAGCGUGCGCCCAGAAACAUCCACCGUCACGUGAUCCUCUCCGAGAUAAAGGAGGCGGUUGCUGCACUGCCCCCGGAUGUGAGCUCACAGCCUGUGCUGGGCUUUGACCCUCUGCCUCCUGUGGACACCAUCUACUCCUACGUCAGGCCAGAGAGGCUGAGUCCCGUCAGCCACGGAAACACAAUCGCCCUCUUCUUUCGGUCAUUGUUGCCAAAUUACACCAUGGAGGGCGAGAGGCCCGAGGACGGAGGGGCCGAGGGCCUGGAUCAUCAGCAGGGCCUGAACAGGCUGAUGCUGGCCGUGCGGGACAUGAUGGCCAACUUCCACUUCCAUGAUCUGGAGGCGCCACGCGAGGACCACGCCGAGGGGGACGGCGAGUGGGACUGAGCGGGCGGGCGCCUGCCCCUGCUGUGCAGUUAUGUUCCUGAUUUCUGUCCGGUCGGAAUCAGCCGGCCCUCUCAAGUAGAAAUGCUGAUGUGUCGUC
Rhinolophus ferrumequinum (greater horseshoe bat) is the source of this 2283-nucleotide messenger RNA. It is a transcript of the gene TCF25, whose product is annotated as transcription factor 25. Gene Ontology annotation, cellular component: RQC complex. The record is from RefSeq and is a predicted model, not a curated record. NCBI's taxonomy places the organism in Eukaryota, Metazoa, Chordata, Mammalia, Chiroptera, Rhinolophidae. The coding region runs from base 9 to 2186 and encodes 725 amino acids. The transcript is spliced from 18 exons. Gene Ontology annotation, molecular function: protein binding.